This is a messenger RNA of Haplochromis burtoni (Burton's mouthbrooder), 540 nucleotides long. It is a transcript of the gene fabp3, whose product is annotated as fatty acid binding protein 3, muscle and heart. NCBI's taxonomy places the organism in Eukaryota, Metazoa, Chordata, Actinopteri, Cichliformes, Cichlidae. The transcript is spliced from 4 exons. The record is from RefSeq and is a predicted model, not a curated record. Gene Ontology annotation, biological process: fatty acid transport. Gene Ontology annotation, molecular function: fatty acid binding. Bases 138 to 539 code for a protein of 133 amino acids. Gene Ontology annotation, cellular component: nucleus; cytosol.
AUUACUCCCCCUGUCUCUUUCUCUCGUCUCUCAUUCUGACGCUCCCCUGCUUUGCCGCCUCUCUCUCUCCCUCACACACACACUCACACACACACCGUCUUUCUCUCUCGCCCUCAUUCCUCCGCACCGCUGUAGACAUGGUCGAUGCUUUCGUUGGCACAUGGCUCCUCAAGGAGAGCGAUAAAUUUGAUGAUUACAUGAAAGAGCUGGGCGUGGGCUUCGCUACACGGAAAGUGGCCAACCUCACCAAGCCCACCACCAUCAUCUCAGUGGACGGCGACACGGUGACGCUGAAGACCCAGAGUACCAUGAAAAACACAGAACUCAGCUUCAAGCUGGGAGAGGAGUUUGACGAGACAACCGCCGACGACAGGAAGGUCAAGUCUAUUGUCAAGAUAGAGGACGGGAAGCUGGUGCACAUUCAGCGGUGGGACGAAAAGGAGACCAGCCUGGUCAGGGAAGUCAACGGCAACGUUCUCUUGCUGACACUCAAACUCGGAGAGGUUGUUUGCACGCGUCGCUACGAGAAGGCAGAGUAAA